Sciurus carolinensis (gray squirrel) is the source of this 1428-nucleotide messenger RNA. It is a transcript of the gene Calb2, whose product is annotated as calbindin 2. Gene Ontology annotation, cellular component: terminal bouton; cytosol; synapse. Gene Ontology annotation, molecular function: calcium ion binding. The transcript has 11 exons. The record is from RefSeq and is a predicted model, not a curated record. Gene Ontology annotation, biological process: regulation of presynaptic cytosolic calcium ion concentration; regulation of long-term synaptic potentiation. Bases 54 to 869 code for a protein of 271 amino acids. NCBI's taxonomy places the organism in Eukaryota, Metazoa, Chordata, Mammalia, Rodentia, Sciuridae.
CCCAGCCGCGCAGAGCCACAGCGCUGUGCUGCCUGAGGUCCGAGCGGCUCGCCAUGGCUGGCCCGCAGCAGCAGCCCCCUUACCUGCACCUGGCGGAGCUGACAGCAUCCCAGUUCCUGGAAAUCUGGAAGCACUUUGACGCAGACGGAAAUGGAUAUAUUGAAGGUAAAGAGCUAGAAAAUUUUUUCCAAGAGUUGGAGAAGGCAAGAAAAGGCUCUGGCAUGAUGUCAAAGAGUGACAACUUUGGGGAGAAGAUGAAGGAGUUCAUGCAGAAGUAUGACAAGAACUCAGAUGGGAAAAUCGAGAUGGCGGAGCUGGCGCAGAUCCUGCCAACCGAAGAGAAUUUCCUUCUGUGCUUCAGGCAGCACGUGGGCUCCAGCGCUGAGUUUAUGGAGGCUUGGCGGAAGUAUGACACAGAUAGAAGUGGCUACAUCGAAGCCAAUGAGCUCAAGGGAUUCCUGUCAGACCUGCUGAAGAAGGCCAACCGGCCAUACGAUGAACCCAAGCUCCAGGAAUACACCCAAACCAUACUACGGAUGUUUGACUUGAAUGGGGAUGGCAAACUGGGCCUCUCCGAAAUGUCCCGACUCUUGCCUGUCCAGGAAAACUUUCUGCUUAAGUUUCAGGGCAUGAAGCUGACCUCAGAGGAGUUCAACGCCAUCUUCACAUUCUAUGACAAGGAUGGAAGCGGCUACAUUGAUGAGAAUGAGUUGGAUGCCCUCUUGAAGGAUCUAUAUGAGAAGAACAAGAAGGAAAUGAAUAUCCAACAACUCACCAACUACAGAAAGAGCGUCAUGUCCUUGGCUGAGGCGGGGAAGCUCUACCGAAAGGACCUGGAGAUUGUGCUCUGCAGCGAGCCCCCCAUGUAAAGGGGAGGCAGGGGCUGCUUCUCCACCUCCCCCAAACCCUGCCCUGGCUGCCCUGAUACUGCUCCCCAGACCCAGAGAUCGUGAGCGCCCCUCCCCCCGCCCCUGCAACCUACACACACCAGCCUGCAGAGCAGGAGAGGAGAGAUGGAGGCUGGGCGGCUGAGGGGCCUCCUUUGAGCCUGCCUCCAGCCCAACCCUGGCCUGGCCGAGCGCUCUGCCCGGUGGAUCACCACCUGUAUGGAAGGCGGGUGCGGGCAGGGGGAGCUUCCCUAGUUCUCUUCGCCGUGAUGCAUGAGCUCAUUCGCUGUAUGAUUUAGGCUUCUCGGUCCAACAGAGUGCGCUCGCCCCCUCGCUGCCCCUGCCUUUCCCGGUGCCGCGCCCACCCAGACUUCCGGCUCCACCCGCCUCCCUGCUAAUGGUGUAGCUGUCGUCGGAGCUCCCGUUGCGGAGGGCCUCUGCGCUCUCCUUGCCUUCCUUUCGUGCGUGCUCCCUUUCUCUUGGGUUUCUUGUCUUCUUGUUUACCAAAGAAGAGUUUACAGACAAUAAAGUGGAAACAUUC